ACUAUGCAACAUGCCAAUGUGUUGGCAAUUUCAGUGGAGAUGAGAGGACGUAGGUGUCUGAGAGCCUUCAGGUGAAAGUUACAUGAACUGAUGAUAUGGUUGGUUUGACUGUUGAAGGAUAAAGUUGAAUCUAGGAUCAAACCGAGGUAUCAGAAGUUAUCGGUGAACCUGAUGCUGUGACCGAAGAUGUGUAUGUGUGUUGGGAGUGCUGAUGAGUUGAGACGUUGCUUGGUACCUAACAUGAUGGCCACUGACUUUUUCGGAUUAAGGACUAGGUUGUGUGCAGUGAACCACUGAUGCAAGGCGGUGGUACAUUAUUCCGGACAUGCCCCCUUGUUCCACUCUGUUCGCGAUGAUCGGCACGGAGAGAUGUGCUUGCCCGUCUUGUUCUUAGUUUGUUGAGUUCGCCUGCCCUCAUUCUACACGUGACGGGUCGCAUUGUGAGACGGUAUAUGUUGCACACUCGAAAUGAAGGACGUGGGCAGAUGCUCCAAAUCGAGGGCAAACACAUUUAUUGUGGUUAAUCUGUAAGAUGCAACAGCACGUGUGUCACACACAGAAAUCCUCAACCGAGUCGCCAUCAACCACGUGGCUGAUGUACAAGUCCAGUUAAUCAAUAACCCUGCCAGCCACCCACAGGCCCAACUCAUCACAAGCUGGUGUACACACGUGCAUUGAUGUACUGCAAAAGCACAUAAGGACUUAUUAGAUAAGUAAUAUAUAAAAAAAAACUUUUUUUAAACACGCUUUUAUGAAAUGUACUAGUGAUGGAAGAACUCCACGACUCUAGGAAGUGACCCCGAAGCUUGCCACAACGUAAGGACCGUGGCCAAUUACAGCCAACGUCAGUUGACCGUGGACAAUUAGACCCAAGCCGAAACAUAACAUAUAAAAAAUAAUGUAAAAUAUUUUUUUAUGAUAGUAUUGUCAUCAGUAUGACAUAAGUAAACCAAGUUUGCAGUCGAUACCACAUUGGGAAGUGGUUUAAAAUUGAGUUACAAAAUUUGAGGAUACAACAACGACAACAACAACAACGACGACAGCAACAAUAACAGACAAACGAGGCCAGCAGUUUAUGAAGCUCAACUGGCACUUUCUAUUAUUGCUCAAAGUCCUCACAUAAGGCGUUGCGGUUCGAAGGUCAGAGCACAGUCGAGCACACACAAGGGGAUGGAGCAAGACCUAGUAUUCAACCUGGCACAGCCGGAGGACUACGGAGAGGUGAUGCGCAUGUCUGAAGGCAUUUACGAAGGGAAAGACUACCUGCCAAGCGUGUACCACGACUGGCUCAAGGACCCAAACAGAACCGUGAUGCUCGCACGGCUACAGGGAAGAAUCGUGGCACUAGAAUCUUUGCUGCUGACGGACGGGGGGGCGACGGCCCUCGUCGGUGGUCUCCGCGUGGCCCCCAAGCACCGGGGCAAAGGAGUGGCCGGCCUCAUCCAGCGCCACACCCUGGAGCACGUGCGGCAGCGGCACUCCGGCGUGGUGCGCAAGCACGUGCUGCGCGGGGACACGCUGGGCCCCGAGGUGCUCAAGAGCCACCGGCUGCUCUUCACGCGGGUGAUCUUCCACCUGCAUGUGACAUCGGAGGCUAUGGCCGCCACCGUCGCCCGAGCCGCCGCCCUCACCGACCGCUCGCUGUCUCUGGAGGUGCGGCAGAGCGAGGCGGAGGCCAUCCUCCUGAACGCCGCCGUCAUCGACGAUCUCCUCCCCGCGCGCCUCUUCGUGCACAACUGGGAGCCCUGCCGCCCCGACCCGGUCAACUUCCCGGCUCUGAGACGUCUCGCACUCGCCUGGGCGACGGACGACCCGCGCGAGCCCUCCGUGUUGAGCGUCUGCGGCCGCGCUUUUCCCAUACCCAAGCCGAGCCGCUGGUGGCGGCAGGACGUCGACGUUUUGAGCAGCAGCAGCAAGAGUAGCUGCUGCCUUGCAGCGGUCAAUGCGCAGGUAGCGUUUCACUUGGCACGGGCACCGGAGGAUGCUCCUGGAGGCAACGUUGUGCUGUACGUGAGCGUGGAGAGCGCCUUGGCCGAUGGGGUCCAUGGCUUCUUGGCCAAGGUCCUUGGCUCGGCCGCAUUGAUCGAUAGACUCGAGCAGAAGCUUUUGGAAGUAGAUUUGUAAGGAGGUUGUGAGCUCAUUUCUUGUUUUCGUAGCCGUGUAAUCUCUGUGAAAUGGGCCGCGUUCAUUUUGGCGUCCGAUUUCUAAAUGUCAAAUGCCGCGUAAAUUAUUACGUAGAAUUUUAACUAUUUGGAGUAUGUGGGACAUCGCACAUAAUCCGAGGCUCUUCUCCAAAGUAGUCUGGCGUAGAGAGAUUAUAAUUUUUACAUUUAGAUGUGUGAUGACCUCUAAAUUUAAAUUCAAGGUUUAAUAAAUAGUAUUCACCAUUACAAAUGUUGGGUCUUCGAUCAGAAUUGUCAUCUUGGCACACAAGCUGUUGCAAAUGUUAUAGAGCUUAAAUCAUUGACGUGAUUAUAACUUGUGAACGCGUAUAUCCAGCGCUCCAGAUGGAGGUUUAACAGGAGGCCUGAACCUGAUCUUGAUUUGGAAAAUGUUUAAUUCCUUCAGUAAUAAUGUGGCCUAAAAGCACACAAUUCAGUGGACGAAACGUGGCUGGGUUGUUCGCGCAGUUAAUGCCAUGUUGGAGCAGAUCCGGCAUUGUUGAGAAGUGAUGGUUCGAUUGGGUUCUCAAGUGUAUCGAGUUUAUAAACUAUUUUUUUUUUACCAUAUAAAGCCCACUGAGCCAUAUAGCUCUUUUUCAGAAGCGACCUGGCCACAAAUGAUAGCUCAACGAGGUGGCUUAUCAUGUGGGAAUUUAUAGCAGUCACAUACUCUGAAUGCAUGUUCAUUCUAAAUAGGCAGGGAAACACCGGGGAAAACAUACAAACUCCAAAUAUACAGGUGUCAAGGGUUUUUAUCGAACCCACGACCUUCUGCAUAACAGGCGAGGUAAUUAACAUCUCGCUACCGUCGUGUCCAUGGUCUUAGCCGGGUCAUCAAUGCCUGCCCAUCCCCAUAAAACUAUCGCAAUGAAUUUGGUUCUGCACUUUAGUUUAUCAAAAUUCCAGCUCUUUGGAUUAACAUAUUUGUUUUGCACAACAGGUGUGAAAGCGUUGCCCUCUGCUGUGUGAACGGUCACUUUAAGGAAUUUCAGAGGUUGCUCUGUCAUGUCCACUUCUGUGGAGCAUUCGCUGAAUGUAAGCGGUGCACUGCUCUACAAUAGAUCAGAAUUAGCACUUUGCCUCAUGGCAUGACAAUCCAUAGAAACAUUGGGAUGCAACAGCUCUGGUUAAAUAUAAAAUAAUUAAAUAGUUUUGAGUGGUAUGCAUGUGUAGUGCCUGAAAGUACGCGUCACGCGCGGAGGUCGGUGUGCGCGCAUGCGGCGUACAGUGGGAGCAAAUAAGGACACGGGCCGCUGAUUGGCUGGUCAUUGUUGUUGUUGUCGAGAUGUGGGGCCGCGCUGUCUGAAGAUGGUAGCAGGUGGCAGGGAGUAAUUAAGGACGCAGGGCGCUGAUUGGCCGAGAGGGUGUUGUUGUCAUGGAGUGGCGCCGCAUUGUCUGGAAAAACAUGCCAAGUGGCAGUGGGGGCUGGGGGCGAGGGGCGUCGCGGGGGAUGCCCCUGAUUAAUUGGGGAUUAAUUGGCUCGGGGAUAAAGACAGGGGUUUUUGGAGGAGACGGGGGUUCGCGCCUGGGAGGAGACAGAGGAUGGAAGAGUCGGAGCAGCAGAGCUAAUAACAGUAUAGGGUAGCAGUGGAGAAGCAUAGGAUAGCAGUGGAGAAGUGUAGGGUAGCAGUGGAGAUGUGUAGGGUAGCAGUGGAGAAGCGUAGGGUAGCAGUGGAGAAGCGUAGGGUAGCAUUGGAGAAGCAUAUGGUAGCAGUGGAGAAGUGUAGGGUAGCAGUGGAGAAGCAUAGGAUAGCAGUGGAGAAGUGUAGGGUAGCAGUGGAGAAGUGUAGGGUAGCAGUGGAGAAGCGUAGGGUAGCAGUGGAGAAGCAUAGGGUAGCAGUGGAGAAGUGUAGGGUAGCAGUGGAGAAGUGUAGGGUAGCAGCAGAGGUGGGACAAAGUCAUUGUUAUGCAAGUCCAAGUCGAGUCUGAAGUCAUCAAAUUCAUGACUCGAGUCUGACUCGAGUCCAAGUCACAUGACUCGAGUCCACACCUCAGAGGUGGGACAAAGUCAUUGUUAUGCAAGUCCAAGUCGAGUCUGAAGUCAUCAAAUUCAUGACUCGAGUCUGACUCGAGUCCAAGUCACAUGACUCGAGUCCACACCUCUGGGUAGCAGUGGAGAAGCUUAGGGUAGCAGUGGAGAACCGUAGGGUAGCAGUGGAGAAGUGUAGGGUAGCAGUGGAGAAGCGUAGAGUAACAGUGAGACGACGAAGCCAGUAGGAAGCGGCUGGAGUGUGGGAAGAGAAGCUGAUGUAGUUACGACGGAGUGGGACGGCGGAGCUGAUAACGAGCAGCCAAACUGUGGCGGAGAGAGUGGAGAGGAGAGUCGACGGAAGAGUGAUGGGAAGCGAGUGAGGCUGGCGGAACGCGGCAAGCGAGCGGAGAGCGUGGAGGAGAACUGUGGAUCGGUGUUAGCGGGAGGAACGUUGAGCGAUGUUGGAUGGAGAAGUGUUGAUCGAAAUACGCGAAAUAAAGUAAAGAGGAAAGACAAGAAGCUGUCGUGUCGGUUCGAGCACUACACAUGUAAUUCAAGGGAGCUCUGUUAUUAUCUUCCAGAGGGCAUUGUUUAAAACUGGUUUCUGUAAACUUGAGGUGGAAAUGUCCUCAAUUCCACAAUAUGACAUUGAUAGUUCAAUUGAAUAAUAAUUUAGAAAAAGACAAAGAAGCACCGAUAAUCUAUUUUGUCAAUCCACUGCUGGACGAGGAUCUCCCCCUUGCCCCGUGGGUCGUUGGUCGUCAACGCGAUCACAUUUCACAACAGGUCCCAUGAUGUAGCUGCUCACCCCGAGCUCUCAGUGUCUUGAUAUGCAUUGUCUUUGUGCUGUGGUCGCCUUUUGGCUUUCUCCGGUCUAAUACUGUUUGAGACUAGGCUCUAAAGAAAGCUGUCUCUGGUGUGGACCAAUCAGUCUCAACGACAAUGCAUAUGUAGGACUUGAAAUGUCACGCGCCACGCGUUGUUGCUAGGGGGAGCGAGCAACGUACAGUGGGGGUAACUGAGGACAUAGAGUUGUUGUUGUGCCAAUUAAGGGGGAGGUCUUGAAGAUACGCCACAGGUGUUAAGGCCAACUAAGGACGCAGGCCGGUGAUUGGUCGAGAGAGUAAGUGUCUACGAAAACAACAUCACGUGACAUCACGUGAGGCUGGGGGCCUGGGGGCGAGUAGUGAAGCGGGGGAUGAGAUAAUUAAUUGUGACUGAUUGGUUUGGGUAUAAAGGCACAGCGUAACGGAGAGACGGGAGUCUUGGUUGGUGUUGGAGUCGGAGUUGUUGGUGCCCGAGAUAGAGACGGAGCAGCAGGGAGCAGGAAUAGAUGUGAUAAGGGUAGACAGAGAGAAUACAGAUAGGGCAGCAGUGGAUAGAGAGAGUACAGCGUACGGCAGCAGUGGAUAGAGAAUACAGAUGGGGUAGCAGUGGACGGAGCGAGUACAGAGUAGGGUAGCAGCGGAGUAACGGACCUUGGGGGAGAGAGAGAGAAGCGAGCGAAGUCGCGGAGCGGAGCGAGCGAACGGAGAGGCAUGGAGUGAUGACGAGGAGGAGGUGUGAACUAUAUGCGUGAAUAAAAGAGACGAGAAAGACGAAGCUGUCGACUCAGUACGAGUCCUACACAUAUACUGACAGAGCAUGUUUGUUUUAGUUUGCAUGUUCGCCACAAGUAUAUUUGGUUAAUGCAGACACGAUUCCUUGCAAAAGGUUUAUGUUUGGUGUUUUAACAUCUUAACACAACUAUUUUUAUUGCCAGAACGGGUGAAACCUAUUCUUAUAUUUUGAUAUACUGGCAAGGGAGGUCCCAUGAUGUAGCUGCUCGCCCAGAGCUCUCAAUGCCCUGAUAGUGGCAUUGUCUUUGUGCUGUUUGCCUUUUGGUGUCCUCUGGCCUAAAACUGUUUGAGACCAGAUCUAAAAAAACUAUCUCUGGUGAGGACCAAUCGGUUUCAAAGACAAUGCAUCAUCUACUACCAGAGUGUGUUUUCUUUGCAUGUUCACCACAAGUAUCUGUGGUUAAUGCAGACAUGAUUCCUUGCAAGAGGGUGAUGCGUGGGGGUCACGAUUGUUGCACAAGCACAGUCAAGCUUGCGGCCCACUGAGGCCAAGGAGGGCUGCUCACGUGGCUUACCGACUCCUCUAGGAUUGUCCACCAGUGCGUCAUAGAAUAAGUGCAGCACAGAGGUGGAUUUUUUGCCACGCUGUCCUCUGCUGCCCACCAUGAAGAAGGAAUGAAAACUUCACCGAGUGUGCACGUUCUGCAACGCCUACUCACAUAGACCUAGUAAAUAAGGCCUAGUAGAUAAACCUAGGACAAUAAGUGUAAUGCAAUAGCGUGAAUAUUAAUAUUGUAAGCAGGUCUUGGUUUUCCUGGUCUUGUCAGUAAAACCCAUGUUGCUAUGGGAGUUCACAAGUGCCAUCCAAAUCCACUCUAUCUCACAGGCACGUAACCAUAGUACUGUUUGACACGUUGUAGGCUUUCGCGACCAAUAUUAUUCAUAAUAAACG
Molecule: messenger RNA, 6645 nt
Organism: Lethenteron reissneri (Far Eastern brook lamprey)
Lineage: Eukaryota; Metazoa; Chordata; Hyperoartia; Petromyzontiformes; Petromyzontidae
Gene: NAT16
Product: N-acetyltransferase 16 (putative)
Molecular function (GO): acyltransferase activity, transferring groups other than amino-acyl groups
Source: RefSeq, a predicted model, not a curated record